CGCGUGACGUCACGGUGGCGGAAGUCGCUGCCGCUGUUUUGAAAUCAGACCGCCUGAGUCCUACAAGCUCUUGGUCAGACCGAGGCCAGCGUCCGCCCACCGUUCGGCGUACCCCCCGACGCCUACUCUCCAGCCAGGCUGACCUGACGCCGCAGCCCCGCCAUGUCCACCCCUCCGUUGGCGGCAUCGGGGAUGGCGCCCGGACCCUUCGCUGGGCCCCAGGCUCAGCAGGCCGCCCGGGAGGUCAACACGGCAUCGCUCUGCCGGAUCGGGCAGGAGACUGUCCAGGACAUUGUGUACCGCACCAUGGAGAUCUUCCAGCUCCUGAGGAACAUGCAGCUGCCCAAUGGUGUCACUUACCACACUGGGACAUAUCAAGACCGGUUAGCAAAGCUGCAAGAUCAUCUUCGUCAACUUUCUAUUCUCUUCAGGAAGCUGAGACUGGUCUAUGACAAAUGCAAUGAAAACUGUGGAGGGAUGGAUCCCAUUCCAGUAGAGCAACUUAUUCCAUAUGUGGAAGAAGAUGGGUCAAAGAAUGAUGAUCGGGCGGGCCCACCUCGUUUUGCUAGUGAAGAGAGGCGAGAAAUUGCUGAAGUAAAUAAAAUGGAGGCUGUAAAAGAUCUGGUGAGCAUCUGAUGCUUAAACACAAGCCAUUUGUGUUGGGAAGUGAAGCACUAGAAAGCUAAUCACAGGCUUUGUGAGUUGGCUUCAUCAUAGCGAGAUUCAGAAGCAAUUGGCUCUUUUCUUUGGGGGACCUCCAACCAUCAUUUGUGGAGGUUUUUUUUGUUUUUGUUUUUGUUUUGUUUUUAAGAGCUAUUCAGUUUUUCCAGAGAAGAAUCCUCCAGUGUCCACACAGAAUGACAGUCUCUUGCUUCCUGGCCUUCUGCUGUGCUGGUGGCACUGAAUCCCCAGCUGUUCAGUUUCAUAGGAAGCAAACCUCCUGUUCCCUGAAAGAUGGGGUGGCAUACAGGAGAGGGUACUCAGUAACCUUCUGGGGAGGAGGGGGAGUGAACUCUGGGGGCUCGCUGGUCCCCACAGCUGUCUCCCUCCAGUGUCUGUCCUCAGGCUUCACAUGCUGCCUGCGAUGGCACCUGUCUCCCCUGCUCACGGAGGAUCAGCCUGUUCCCGUGGCCAUCCUUCCGGCUAUACCAUAGUUUCCACCCAUGUCAUUUACUACUCCCCUUCUACUUGUCAUCUUAAAAUGUGCCACCCGGCAUCUGCGAUUAUCUCCUUUCGGAUCCUUUUUCUCCACAUGGACUUAGAGCUUUUGCAUUCCUCUCCCGCCAUUUUAUUACGGUUUGAGAAAAAAGAAAAGAUAAGCCCUGUGGACUAAACACAUGUGUUUAUCUGCAGCAGGUUUAUUUCAGUAUACAAAAUAGACAGUAUUUCUGAUGGUUCAUCUGCUUAUGGAAUAAAAGCCCAUAUUUUAAAUUCUGUGUUCUCAUUUAUACUUCAGGCAUUUAAGAACUCUUUUUGAUUUUGAUUAAAUCAUUUGAAUCUGUUGAA
Sus scrofa (pig) is the source of this 1506-nucleotide messenger RNA. It is a transcript of the gene MED30, whose product is annotated as mediator complex subunit 30. NCBI's taxonomy places the organism in Eukaryota, Metazoa, Chordata, Mammalia, Artiodactyla, Suidae. Gene Ontology annotation, cellular component: mediator complex. Gene Ontology annotation, molecular function: transcription coregulator activity. The record is from RefSeq and is a predicted model, not a curated record. Gene Ontology annotation, biological process: positive regulation of DNA-templated transcription.